UAUGGCUGCUUGUACUUGUGCAGAACUUACCAAGCUGCUAACAGUAACUUUUUCAGCUACGUGGACUCAUGUAAACGGCUCUGUUUUUUUCACGCCCAGUCGAUUAAAGCCGCGUUAAUGCUUGUCUAAACUGUGGCCACAUAAAUGCGUGGCACGCGUUUGUUAUUGCAGUCUCGUGGUUUCAGGCCCGCGAGGAAGUCUUUAAUCUCAGAUUUUCAGGGGGCCACUUUCGUUAGUUUGAAGGAUGUUGUGGAGUAUCGCUUAAAAAAAGAAGAAAAAUUGUUUAAACAAGUAACAGUAAAGACCAUCAUGGCAAGCGAUAUGAUCUUAUUGAUGCGAGGCUUGGCUAAGUUGAGCCAGGCUGUGGUAGAGACUCAGAGCAACACCCUGCGCAGUGGGACAGCGGUCCAAGGAGUUGGUGCCGCUGUCCAAAGUGUCCAAGCGGCUGCAGAGCAAGGCAUAUCUGUGGCCAUGAUAAAAAUGCAGGAGCUGUCUGGUCAGCAGCAAACUGCCUCAUCAGAGUCUGAGUUUGACUUUCCUCAGGAUGACGUUGCAUUCACCGCAUCUGAAUUAGGAGAGGAAGGCGCCGACUACUCAGCCGAUCAUUCAGGAAGUAGUGCUCAUGCAGCAACAGGGUUGAACCAUGGCACUGGGGAAAAGUCCAUUUUUGAGGGAUACAAAGAUCCAAGUAAACAGUUUAGUGGCCACACCAGGUCUUACCACCAAGACACCAGGCAUUUCCUUGUGCAACAUCAACUAUACAGCCAAAGGCUAAACAGACAUGCGUGGCAAGAGGUUUAUUGUCAGCAUUCAGCAAGUCAGCUCAGAAGCUACCAUCAGGACCCGCCCUCAGUGGGGGGGCUGACCGCUGAGGACAUGGCGAAGACCAGGCAGAGCAAAAGGGGUGACGCAAAACCACACAAACAGAUGUUAAGCGAAAGAGCCAGAGAGAGGAAGGUGCCUGUGACCCGGCUUGGCAGACUGGCUAACUUUGGAGGACUGGCUGUAGGUUUGGGUAUUGGAGCCUUGGCUGAAGUUGCUAAGAAGACCAUCGGACUCAAUGGUGCUGCAGGUGAAAAUAAAAAGGCUGUUCUGCACUCGAGUCCUUUCCUGUCUGAGGCCAAUGCUGAACGCAUCGUCAGAACUCUGUGCAAGGUCAGAGGAGCUGCACUGAAACUGGGACAGAUGCUCAGCAUUCAAGAUGAUGCAUUCAUCAAUCCUCAACUCGCCAAGAUCUUUGAGCGUGUAAGACAGAGUGCCGACUUCAUGCCAAUCAAACAAAUGACAAAAGCGCUGAACAGUGACUUCGGUCCUAACUGGAGGGACAAGCUGGAAUCUUUUGAGGAACGUCCAUUUGCAGCGGCCUCCAUAGGACAGGUCCACCUGGCGAGGAUGAAGGAUGGAAGGGAGGUGGCCAUGAAAAUACAGUAUCCUGGUGUGGCCCAGAGUAUCAACAGUGACGUCAACAACCUGAUGGCGGUGCUGAAUAUGAGCAAUGCUCUCCCUGAAGGUCUGUUUCCAGAGCAUCUGAUUGAUGUAAUGAGGAGAGAGCUUGCACUGGAGUGUGAUUAUAUCAGAGAAGCCCAGUGUGCAAAGAAGUUCAGGGAGCUAUUGAAGGAUGAUCCGUUCUUCUAUGUCCCCGAGGUGAUAGAGGAGCUGAGCAGUGGCCAUGUCCUGACUACUGAACUUGUCCCUGGAUUUCCCCUGGAUCAGGCCGAGAGCCUCUCGCAGGACCUGAAAAACGAGAUCUGCAAGAACAUCCUGUCGCUGUGCCUCCGAGAGCUGUUUGAGUUCAGGUACAUGCAGACCGACCCAAACUGGUCCAACUUCUUCUAUGAUCCACAGACACACAGGGUGGCACUGCUGGACUUUGGAGCCACAAGAGGAUUUGAUCAAAGUUUCACUGAUGUCUACAUAGAGGUAAUCCGCUCAGCUGCUGACGGCAACAGAGAAGGAGUACUGAAGAAAUCUAUUGAAAUGAAGUUCCUGACGGGGUACGAGUCAAAGGCUAUGAUAAACGCUCAUGUAGAUGCAGUGAUGAUCCUCGGCGAGGCCUUCGCCUCCUCAGAGACCUUUGACUUUGGUGCACAGUCCACCACUGAGAGGAUCCACAAUCUCAUCCCUGUGAUGCUGAAACACCGCCUCACCCCUCCUCCAGAGGAGACGUAUUCACUUCACCGUAAGAUGGGUGGCUCGUUCCUCAUCUGCUCCCGGUUGAACGCAAAGCUGCAGUGCAAGGAUAUGUUCCAGGCGGCAUAUACAAAGUACUGGGAAGGCCGCACACCACCGUCUAAUUCGGCCUAAGCCAGUCAGCGUUGGGUGAUUGGGAUGGAUUUGUCCUGGGGCCAACAGCAAAAGUGCCCAUUGAUGGUGAGGUUGGGGUGAGAAGAUGCAGAACUGUAGAGCAGAGGGCAUGCUACCCACCCUUAUGUGGUGAUCGAACACCAGUGUGUCUUUCCUAUUUUGGGCAACCAGCUAUGAGGUUUUAAAAUACCAUUAAACAUAACUCAAAGGAACUUUUUUUUUUCCUGGCUUUUAACAGAGGGAGCAGCAGCGUGGUAUUUACCAUGAUUUUAAGCUAAAUGUGUAUGGAUGAAUGGCCCAGAACAAAAACCAUGAAUGUAAAAAGGAUUUGAUGUUCUCUUCUAUAACAAUGUCAAGACAAUUGUUGUAUUCUCAUUGUAUUUUGUGUUGCUGUUUGUUUUUGUUGAAAUAUUAGAUCAUCCGCCCAGUUUGUCGUUUACCAUAAGUCUCAUUAGUGGUAACCUCACAAUGUAGAUUGUAUCAGGGAACAGACCUCAGUUUAAACUGUAAACUAAACGCCACAAUAUAAUGCAGUUAAUGGUUUGUGGGCAGGGUGAAUCCAGUAUGACCAGGACCAACGUGUCUGCGUCACCAAUAAGUUAGUUUCUAUUGAGUACAAUCUGAUUAAAUCGUCUGUAUAUAUGAGAAAAAAAAAAAAAAAAAAACUUGUGUUGAGGUCAAAAUGUUUAAUGGUCUCACUCAAGUCAUGUGUCAUACAUACAGAAUCUUCUGUAUUACUGAAGCCAUCCAGAUUACAGCACGGAUGGUGCUGCUUGUCAAAUUCAGUUGCUGUUUAUAGCUUUAAGGUACUGGAAUGAUUUGUUUGGGCAUAACAUUGGUUCAAAUGACACCAAGGAUUUGUAUAAACCCUGCAAUAAGGCAUGAUUACAAUUUCUCAUAUAUAUAUAUAUAUAUUUGUCACUGAACUCCCAACUGAUUACAUUUUUUUUCAAUGCACUACAGAUUAACUUUUUUCAGUAUCAAGAUUUUCAACAAUUGGUUGGAAAUGGUCAAACUAAUAUAGACAGGGGAAUGCACAGACCCAUGUUGCUCCCUUUUCAGGUAUUCGGUUUAAUGAAACAAAGCAAAAAAAAAAAAAAAUUACAUCCACUCUGGGCCCAGGUUUGAAUGAAUGGUGAACUACAGGAAUGGAAGAAGCUCAUCCUGAUAACGCACAAGAUCGGCUUGUGGGCUCACCUUGCUCCCACAAGUCUGUAAUCUCUCCACGCCUCCUUGGAUACAAAAUCUUGCUUCACCUUGGCAGGUGUGUGACUGAAGGUUGUCAAAUGUUCUGCUGUGUGUAUGCAGUUAUAACAGAGUUUUGGUGUGAAAAAUUGGGGGGAGAUAAGUAAUAAAAAUGUGCCUGUUUUCAAACAGUUUUUAGGUAGAAAAUGUUAACUUUCUAUUUCAUAUUAUAUCUCUGGUUCCAAUUUUAUAAUCAAAAUGCAUUCUUAACUGAAAAAUGAAAUAAAAUAUUGUAUGAAUAGAGGAAAUCUA
Molecule: messenger RNA, 3801 nt
Organism: Melanotaenia boesemani (Boeseman's rainbowfish)
Lineage: Eukaryota; Metazoa; Chordata; Actinopteri; Atheriniformes; Melanotaeniidae
Gene: coq8aa
Product: coenzyme Q8A, genome duplicate a
Exons: 17
Coding region: 145-2304 (719 amino acids)
Biological process (GO): ubiquinone biosynthetic process
Cellular component (GO): extrinsic component of mitochondrial inner membrane
Molecular function (GO): kinase activity
Source: RefSeq, a predicted model, not a curated record